Necator americanus (New World hookworm) is the source of this 2787-nucleotide messenger RNA. RefSeq lists its product as uncharacterized. Gene Ontology annotation, cellular component: cytosol; perinuclear region of cytoplasm; nucleus. The record is from RefSeq and is a predicted model, not a curated record. Bases 1 to 2787 code for a protein of 928 amino acids. Lineage: Eukaryota; Metazoa; Nematoda; Chromadorea; Rhabditida; Ancylostomatidae. Gene Ontology annotation, biological process: activation of GTPase activity; nucleocytoplasmic transport. Gene Ontology annotation, molecular function: GTPase activator activity; small GTPase binding. The transcript has 25 exons.
AUGGCAUCUUCCUCUAACACAUUGUCUUUCUUCAAUGAAAAUAUUCGAAUGGAUUCUGCAGAUGACGCCGAAGAUGUUGCGUUGAAAAUUGAGAACUUCCGUGACUUGAAGACAUUGGAUCUAAGAGGAAAUACAGUUGGUGUGGAAGCAGGGAAAAGGAUUGCACAAGCUCUCGAAAAACAUCCAGAAUUAGAGAGAUGUAUUUGGAGCGAUAUUUUCACGAGCCGGUUGAAAACGGAAAUUCCUCCAAUUUUGCGCUCUUUGUGUACAGCUCUUAUGAGAGCCAACUGCCAUAUCAAAGAGUUGGAUCUAUCUGAUAACGCAUUCGGACCGAUCGGUGCAGAAGGUAUUUCGAAUUUCUUGACUUCGCCAUCUGCAUACUCUCUAGAAACCCUAAGGUUGAACAAUAAUGGUCUCGGAGGUGGAGGAAAAACGAUCGCUGAAUCUCUUAUUCAAUGUCAUCGGAAUUCCUUGCGAGAUGGCAAAAAAUUCCAACUAAAAACGUUUGUCGCUGGCAGGAAUCGGCUAGAAAAUGCAGGAGCAAAGGCUCUAACGGGAGCCUUCUUGGCAGCCAAAUCUUUAGAAGAAAUAUCUCUUCCUCAAAACGGUAUCCGAUCGUCAGGAAUUUGUGCGCUCGCCUAUUCGUUUAGAUUUAAUACUUCGCUUCGUGUGAUAAACCUUAACGACAAUACUUGCACUACUAAAGGAGCUAAGGCUUUAGCUAAGGUCUUAGGCGAACUUACUGAACUCGAAGUAUUAGAUCUUGGUGAUUGCUUGUGCAGGAAUGAAGGGAUUAAGAGUAUUUGCGAAGCUAUUUGCGACAAGAGGCACAACAAAAUAAAGUACGUGGACUUUUCCGGGAAUGAGCUAUCCGCUGAAACAGCAGAGUUCGUAAUUAGACGGUGGAGAGAGGUAUUCGAUCCGAAAUACAGAAGAGUGGAGCUAAAAAUGACGAACAAUUGCUAUGGGUCAAACUUUGCGAAACUAAAGAUGUUGAUUAGUUAUACCGGAAUUGAUCUUGGUCUUAGCGACGAUGAUGAAGGUUCUAUGUCCGAUUACUCUGAAAAGCUUUCGGAAUCAGAAGAAAAUGUUGAAGAUUCUGAAGAAGAAGGCGACCGUUCUGUUAGAAUUGCUGGAGGUGAUGAUAAAGACGUUGAUGGACUUUUACAAGGUGUUGGUUGUAUGAAGUUCACAGACCAACUAUCUAUGAGUGAAUCAUCGAGUAACGAUGUGGUUUCGUUCCUGGACCAACAACUGAAGCUGAAUACUGUACAAGACGCUGAAUCUGUUGCAAAGUGUAUUGAACAACAAAAAUGCAUGCGUGUACUUGAGCUCAAAGGGAACACUCUUGGCAUUGAAUCGGGAAAACGUAUCGCCCAAGCAAUCAAAUGUCAUCCUGAGCUUAAGCGUUGCUUAUGGAGCGAUAUGUUUACCGGGCGACUCAAGGAUGAAAUUCCACCGAUAUUGAAAUCUCUGUGCUCGGCAAUGAUCUCUGCCGACUGCCAUAUCACCGAACUAGAUCUUUCGGAUAAUGCUUUCGGACCGAUUGGAGCUGAGGGCAUACAAGAAUUUCUCAUGUCUCCAUCGGCUUUUUCUUUGGAAGUGUUGAAACUCAACAACAAUGGGCUUGGAGCUGGCGGAAAGGUUAUUGCGCAAUGCUUGUCUGAAUGUCAUAGGAAGUCUGUCAAUGCUGGUCGGCCACUCAAACUAAAGACCUUCAUAGCUGGUCGAAAUCGUCUAGAAGUCCCUGGCGCAUCUGCUCUAGCAUCGGCAUUUGCGAGUAUUGGGACUCUUGAGGAGAUCGCUCUUCCUCAAAAUGGAAUCACAGCGAUAGGUGUUGGAGCGCUAGCGUCAUGCUUUAAAUCGAAUCCAAAUCUACGAGUUAUUAACCUAAACGACAACACUGCCGCGCAGAUGGGAAGUGAACUGAUCGCUAAGGCUCUUACUUAUCUGCCAAGGUUAGAAGUGCUUAAUUUGGGCGAUUGUUUAUGUCGAGACCAAGGAUGUCAUGCAAUUGUGGACGCUUUGUCACCAUCUGUUCACAAGAAACUGAAGGAGCUUGAUCUCUCCGGUGCUGAGUUAAGCGGACCGGCUGGGGUGCAGAUUGCAGGAAAGUGGAGGAAGUUUCCGCCAAGCACAAAGUUAAUUUUGUCCUCGAACAAUUUUGGCGAUAUGUUCGAACAAGUCGAAGGUUCGGGAGGCGUAAAUGUCGACAUGGGCGACAUGGAUGACGACCAGGGUUCCCUGAGUUCGGAUGAUGACGAGAGAAUGAGCGCAGAAGAUAGCGAUGACGACGAAGAAGAUGAAGAUGAUAUGGAUGUGAUAGUGGAUGAAAAGGAUCCUAAAAUUGUGGAGAUCACAUCAAGCGAAGAGGAUGACGAUCCAAGUCAACUUCUCCAAGAGUGUAAGGACGAAAUAGAAGCGGCUCGGGCUCAUUUCGAGUCCGCAACUCAAGAAGAGACUGCCCGUCUUAUACUCAAACUGGCUCAUAUCGUUUCUAAAAGUUACGAAAAAACUGAAAUUGUGGACGAUAUUUUCGACGAGGCUGUUGAUGCAGCUGAAGAUGUGUUGGUGCGGGUUAAAGGAGUUCAUCGACGUCCAAACUCUACGACAACUCAACUGGUUAAUAAUCUUAUUGCUCAAGCUGGAUUCGUUAAGUGUGAGGAAAAGUGGAACAUCCCUGUGGAUCGCAAAACUCUGGGAAUGAUGCUACACAUGUUCGUCUCUCAUCAGAUUUUGGGAGAUCAACGUGAAUUGAUAAGAACUUAUUUCGGACAACAGUCAUAA